Amyelois transitella is the source of this 6016-nucleotide messenger RNA. It is a transcript of the gene Oatp30B, whose product is annotated as solute carrier organic anion transporter family member 5A1. Gene Ontology annotation, biological process: sodium-independent organic anion transport; transmembrane transport. The transcript has 18 exons. Gene Ontology annotation, cellular component: membrane. Gene Ontology annotation, molecular function: protein binding. Lineage: Eukaryota; Metazoa; Arthropoda; Insecta; Lepidoptera; Pyralidae. The coding region runs from base 406 to 3381 and encodes 991 amino acids. The record is from RefSeq and is a predicted model, not a curated record.
UCAGACAGAACAGCCUUCGAUUACCCAGUCGAGUCGUGUCGAAAAUUUUCGCUUUUGUGAUUUGUUUUUGUGCAUUGUAUUUGCUCAAAUUUGCUAAACAGUGAUUGAACUUAUCUGUUUUUCCUAAUUAAAUACAUUUGUACCGAAAAAGAAGAAUCAGAAUUAACUCAAAAGUGAUAUACAUUUCGUGUGUGUUCAACUAGUUUCUUUCACAACACAAAGGAUAAACGGGAGACAUUGCUGUUUUCCGUCGUCAUUUUCCUGUAAACAGUCUCCAGAAUCUCUGCUGAAUAUUACUGGAAUGAUAACUCUACACGCUCCCUGACGCAGUUUUUUAAGUGAAGGUGGAGGAAUACUGCUGUGAGUGUUAUGGGCAUGCGGUGAGCCCUGAAGCUUUUCACCAAGAUGACAGAAGGAGAACGGCAACAAAGCGCGGGCGGCACCAACGCCGCGCCGCAACACAGGAAAGGACACAGGAGGCAAGAGUCAAUGUACGCGAUGACGGGACUCUACGCGGAGUCGGGAUGCGGGGACGGCGCGGACGACCCCCCGGGACCGAGCGCGCCGCCACACCCUUCGCACCCCCCACGGGAUCCAAGCAAAUGUCACAGCCGGAACCCAUCUGCUGGAAUAUGCGACAGAGAUCGCGAAAGGGAAAAGGAAAAACCCCGACAAAUGUUCCCAGAAAUAUUAGACAUUCCUCAUGACACACGAGACUGCGGUAUCUUGUCGUGGAGGCCGCUCUUUAUUCAGAGAUUUUCUAGUAUUAAAGUAUUCGUAUUUUUCCUAUCGUUUCUAGUUACGCUGCAACAAGCGUUAAGUUCAGGAUAUAUAAACUCUGUGAUCACGACCAUAGAAAAACGCUUUGAAAUCCCGUCAAGUCUGUCGGGUUUGAUUGCGAGCAGUUACGAAAUUGGCAAUGUCAUCACGGUCAUCUUCGUCUCGUACCUUGGUAGCAGAAGACACAUUCCAGUUUGGAUCGCAGUCGGUGCCGUAAUAAUGGGCAUUGGAUCUUUGGUAUUUGUUGUUCCGCAUUUUAUUGCGGAAGUGAACAGCGAGACAUUAGCCAACAACAAAUCUGAGGAGAACAUCUGCCGACUGCCUGGCCUCGACCAGGACCUUAGUCUUGCUCGACUGGCGGGCCAGGCCGGCUUGCCACCUAGCAACUUGAGACCUGAUAACUGCAUUAAAAGCACUCCAAGCACUUUCCUGCCAGUGAUGGUGUUCAUCGUGGCACAACUACUGCUGGGAUGCGGCGGCUCCCCCUUGUUGACUCUUGGCACAACGUACGUCGACGAUCACGUACGCCCGGAAUCGUCUAGCAUGUAUAUCGGAUGCAUGUACAGUAUGGCGGCCUUCGGUCCAGUGCUCGGAUUCUUGCUGGGCGCUUAUCUGCUGACAUUUCACAUGGACUCCAUUUCUGGCGCAAAUAUAGCCAUCGGGCCAGCGGAUCAUCGAUGGGUAGGCAUGUGGUGGGGCGGGUUCCUGCUAUGUGGGCUGCUCCUCAUUCUGGUGGCCAUACCAUUCUUCUCGUUCCCGAAAGUUCUCGUCCGGGAGAAGGAGAAGAUUCGAUUAGUUGAAAAAGCGGCUGCUGCAAGCGGCAGCGGCUCCGCCAAACCGCAGAAACCGCAGUCUGAUAUCAAGGAUACUGGCUAUGGAAAAGAUAUUAAAGAUAUACCGGUUUCAAUGUGGCGACUCCUGAAGAACCCCGUGUACGUGGUGACGUGCCUCGGCGCGUGCAUGGAGCUGAUGAUCGUGUCUGGUUUCGUGGUGUUCCUGCCAAAAUAUCUCGAGACGCAGUUCAGCUUGGGCAAGAGUCAAGCUAGCGUUUUUACCGGUUCCAUAGCAAUCCCGGGCGCGUGUAUCGGGAUAUUCAUGGGCGGGUGUUUGCUCAAGAGGCUGGAACUGCGGCCGAAAGGCGCCGUACAGUUCGUCCUCAUCUCUAACACAAUCUGCUUGUCCUGCUAUGCUUUGCUGUUCUUCCUCGGCUGUGAUAACAUCAAAAUGGCCGGGACGACCAUACCUUACACUAAUAAUAGCAACGUGGAGCCGUUCAAGGUCAAUCUGACUGCGGCGUGCAACUUCAACUGUCUUUGUACCGAGACGGACAUGGAGCCGGUGUGCGGGAACAACGGCCUCACCUACUUCUCCCCGUGCCACGCCGGCUGCGCGGCCUUCUCCUCCUCCAGGGCCAACUUCACUAACUGCGCCUGCGUGCAUGAGAACAGCCGCGACAUGUCGCUGGGCGCGGUGCUGAGCGGCGCGUCCGCCUCCGCGCUCACGGCCGGCGCCGCGCACGACUACAGCAGCGAGGUGACCGUGGUGCCGGUGGCGACGGCAGGCGCGUGCAACCCACCGUGCACCACCAUCUUCCCGUUCCUGGUGCUGCUGUUCUUCAUGACCUUCGUGGUGGCCGUCACUCAGAUGCCGCUGCUCAUGAUCGUACUCAGAUCCGUGAGUGAAGAGGAGCGUUCGUUCGCGCUGGGCAUGCAGUUCGUGAUCUUCCGACUGUUCGGCUACAUCCCGGCGCCCAUCGUGUUCGGCAACCUCAUCGACUCCACGUGUCUGCUGUGGAAGCAGUCCUGCAGCGGCGAGAAGGGCGGCCGCUGUCUGUUGUAUGACAUCGAGCAGUUCCGAUACAGAUAUGUGGGCCUGUGCGGCGGCAUAAAGAUCGUUGCGCUGGGCAUCUUCCUGGCGGACUGGUGGCUCGUGCGCCGCCGCAAGCAUCUCGACAACGCCGCGCCGCUCGACCCCAGCAAGGACAUCGCCGGCUCCAUCAUCAGUUUAGAUAAAUUGUUCGAAGAGCUGCCAUCAACGGACAACGCGAGCGGGUUCAGGUCGGGUGUAACGUCGGGCCCUAGCUCCGCCAUCACAACACCCAUGGAAUCCGGCAUCGACCCGUACAAGCCCAAACUGCAGCGCACGGACUCCCAGUACUCUCAAGAUUCGCAGAGCCGUGGCAAGAAUUCGCGGGUGCUGGUCGCCUCGCGGCACCUGCGCAACGACUCCAAGACCAUCCAGCUGGAGCCGCGCGCGCGCCAGCACGCGCAGGACGAGCCCGGGCCGCGGCCCGCGCAGCACUCGCAGCACUCGCGCAGCGGCUCGCGCGACCUCAGCCUCGAGCAGCUCAAGCAGCUGGCGCUCAAGAGCAUGGAGAGCCUCGACCUCACGGUGCUGCCGCUGACCAAGUGCGACGAGGAGAGCAAGCGGCUGAUCGAGGGCGGCGCGCUGCGGCACCGGCGCACGGGCUCGCGCGACCUCAAGCCGGCGGGCGGCAAGCACAAGCGCACGUCGUCGCACCACCUCACGCUGGAGCCCGAGCUGGCGCUGCAGCUGCACAAGGGCCGCAGCGCCGACCACCUCGCGCGCCCCGAUCUCUGAACCGACCGGGAUCAGUGUAUAGUCUAAUUAAUAAUUAUCGAUAGAACCCGCGUUCUCGAUAUAGAUAAAUGAGUGAUUUUAAAUCAUAUCCCUAGAGUAGUCGAUGCUUACUGAAUGAAAACUUUUCGCUUUAUGCGAUCAAAGUGUUGAUUGGAACAUGCAAAAAUGUCAAUUGGUAAACUUAUCGAGAAAUUCUUUAAUUGCUCCAGUGACUUGUUUUCCCCAAUGUGGUGCACUUGAAUUUGAUUUUUUGGUUGUUUUUUUUUUAUUUAGUUAUUUCACCUUUUGAAAACUCGAAAUUUUCAAAUAUAUAUAAAUUUUUUUAGUCCUUUGUUGGUUUUUAUAUGUACUUAAUAGCAAAUUGCCAGAUGCGUAAUUACAUUUUAGAGGAUUUAAUAUACAAAAUAAGCAAUAAUGAUGAUGAUGGUGAAACAUUAUCACUGAAAACUAAAUAUGGCUGUUUAUUUGAAUUUUUAAAAUUUUAUGUCUCAUAUCUUAGUGAAUACAUACAUCACAUAUUUUAAAAUGUUAGUUACAGUUUUAUGAAUCUGAUAAAUUGAAAAGCAUUUAUUACAGAUGUUUGGCAAAGUAAAGAUAAUCACUGAAUCAGAAUAUAUCAUAGCUAUUAUAAUAUCUAAGAUUAAUGCUGUCAACACUACCACACAGUCAUACUAAAAUUUAUACUAGUUCAUCCCUGCUUAUCAUUAUUGAAAUAGGGUUCCAAUUGAUUCGUUAAAAAAUGUUCAAUAUCAGCAUUGUUAGACUGUAGGAUGUUUAUAUAGUUUAGCUACAAAAUUAAUGAUACUUUAAUCAGUAAAUACAGACGAAAAAGCCCUUAUGGUGCCACAAAAUAUAUUUUUAUACAUAUGCGUUAUACUAACCAGGUAGUACAAACACCUUAAUAAACCAAAAUGCACAAAUAAUCAUUUUGUUCAAUUGCUGUUAGACACACUCGCCCUUGCUUUCCACUCUUAAUUAGAUGUUAAUAGAGAUUGUAAAUUAUAGUUAGCAAUAACAUUCCUCAUAGCACUAAUGGCAAUUUAUUUUCUAUUGCACAAGUCCACCAAACUUCGUGGUGUUAAGGUAAUUUCGUCCUAAUGUUUAUGAUCUCAGCAAUGGUUUUUUUUACUGAAAUGUUUAUUGCAAAUCUGUACUGCUUAGAUAUUUGUUCUUUACAUUGUUUUAAAUAAGUAUUUACCUUGUCAUAUGUUUCACAUUUCAUUAAUAUUUUAGAUUUUCAUUUAUUACAAAAGCAUAGAUUUCCUCUUUUUGAGUAGUUUCGAAUUUAUAAUAGAUUUUAUUUUUGUAACACAGUUUCUAAAAAUAUUGAAAUAUCCCACUAUUUCGGAUGAUCUUUUGCAAGUCAACAAAUUGCUGGGACCAAUUCCAGCAAUAGGUAAAUAAAAAAUUAUAUGAAUUUGAGUUCUAAUAUAACUUAUAAUCUUGUUUUCAUAAUUCUUUUGUUUUUAAAGAAGAGCUCAUUGUAUGUAUUAUUAUUAUAAUGAUAAAUAACCAGAGAACCCUAACCUAAUCUGAAUAGUGUAUGUGUACCUUUGUCAAUUCUUAGGCUGCUAUAUCAAGUAACAACUCAAUUAUUAUCAUAGACCACCCUUCACAGUAUGAGUAUUGUGUAAUGACACAUGCUUAUCUCUGUCAACUUAAAAACUUUUGCGAGAGAUGCUCCGGAAUAUUAUUUUAGUAUAAAAGUGAGUUUUAAAGCAAUAUAUUUAUCUUGGAUUUUAAACAAAAAAGACAAAUUCAUGUCAAAAAUGUAAAUUUGUCAUAAUUAUAUUUGUUAAGAGAGAAAUAGUUUGAUAUAAAAGAAAAUGUUUUAUCUAAAAAUUGCCUUAUUACAAUAGUUCUUAAGACUUGAUACUGACUUAGCUGUAUUCAAAUAAGUUGUUUUGUCAAACAAAGGUGUUUGAUAAUAACAACUCCCCUAAACUAAUUUGUUGCAUUUAGUGAUUAAUAAAAAUUGCAUACAUAUUUUAAAACCUUUUUUAUUUUAAUUUUGUAAGGUACAUUUUAUAACUCUAGGAAUUCACUGAACACUUUCCAAAGCUUGAUCAAUAUCAAGGACACCUGAGAAUAAAGAAUGGAGCUUGUUGUACUUGUACAAAUUACAAAUAAAGAUUUCAUUUAUUUAUUCAAUAAAUAUUUCAUGUUUUUCUUGGUACAGAGAAGACCUUACCAUGGUAAUAAGUAUGUAUGUAUGGUUAUUAUAUUAAAUUUCAAGGAAAUAAAUAGAUAAACAAUAAAUGGUUAGAAUCUCACUUAAAUAAUAUGUUGGGAUAGGAUAAGGAUUAGGAUAUUACUAUGUAAUAUAUCUACCUACUAACUACAGCGUUAAAUACAAGAAGAUACAGUAAUGUAUUACAAAAACUAUUAUAAUCUUUAGAUGCUAAAGAAUGUUGAAUGAAAGACCGACAUAUUAUUUUACAAAUAGUAUCUAUUCACAACUAACAAACAUUUACAUUUGUGCUUAACUAAUGUAUAGUACAGAUUAAUUGGUUACUACAAUAAACAAAUAUUCAUUCCAACUCACCACAUUCUUUAAUCAUAACCUUCUUGGAUGGCCGGCCACUUUUGGUGCCAAAACUCUCCAUUUUUUUUACAACAUCCAUACCCUCAACAA